This is a messenger RNA of Gadus chalcogrammus (walleye pollock), 1189 nucleotides long. RefSeq names its product RNA binding motif protein 7 (gene rbm7). Lineage: Eukaryota; Metazoa; Chordata; Actinopteri; Gadiformes; Gadidae. Gene Ontology annotation, cellular component: nucleus. The transcript is spliced from 5 exons. Gene Ontology annotation, molecular function: single-stranded RNA binding. The record is from RefSeq and is a predicted model, not a curated record. Gene Ontology annotation, biological process: regulation of alternative mRNA splicing, via spliceosome. The coding region runs from base 109 to 945 and encodes 278 amino acids.
CGGCAGCAUUUUAUUUUAUGGCAAUCGAAGGCCCUUCGUACAGAUUUUAGCCAUCGUUUGUUUACACAAGAUACAUCAUUGCUUUGGGGCUGUAUUGCUGCUAGCACAAUGGGAAUUGAAGAAGAAGCCGAUCGCACUCUGUUUAUUCGAAAUUUGGACCAAAGAGUGUCCGAGGAAAUAUUGUUUGAAUUGUUUGUACAGGCUGGACCUCUCUGCAAAACCAAGAUUCCCAAAGACAAUGAAGGAAAACAGAAGACGUUCGGCUUCGCUGUGUACCGACAUGAAGUGUCGGUGCCUUACGCCAUGCAGCUGCUGGAUGGGACGACGCUGUUCGGCAAGACGAUCGGUGUUCAGUUUAGAUCAGGAAGCAGCCACAGCAACAGCCCCGGGAAGCAGCAAAACACGAGCCCUGGCAACACUCCCAACCCCCAUGGCCGAAUAACUCCGGUCCAGUGGAAUUCCCCUCCUUACUCCCCUUCUCCUCAAAAUCAAAGGACAUAUUCUUCUCCAGACAGCCUGCAGAAGCAUGUUGUGAUGAACAACAUGAUGUUGCAGCUGCACAUGCAGCAGCUUCAGCAGUUGAAUGGGGGGGGCUUAGCCGGCGCUGCACCGAGGAACCAGCCUAGCGCCGGGGCCCCUGGUGGCAUCGGCGGCGGCUCUUGGCAACAGGACAACCCUUCAAAUUGGCAGCGACAGUCGUCCCAGCAGCAGUACAACAACAACAGCGGCGGUGGCGCUAACGACAGCAGCAGUACCCACCACAGCCGGAGUCAGCGCUACACAGAGGAGUCCAGCCGUCACCAGCAGAACACUCACAAUAGGGACAACCAUCACCACAACGACCGGCGGACUGGGCGUCACCAUGACAACAGCGGAGGCCGUCCCUACGACACCCACCGGGGUGGACAACGUGGAAAUCAGGAGGGUAGACAUAGACGCUACUGAGAGGCUUCUUUUGUAUUGGAAGGGGGAAAAAAAGAUUGUCUGUUUCAUUUUUAAUUGGGACUUCUUGAAAAGGGAGAUCCUGAGUUUUAUUUGGACAAGAUAUGUGUAUACUCAGGUUGUUUGUAUAUUUUGAUACUAGUUUGAGAAUUGAAGUGUUUACUUUUAAGGUGAUUUUAAAUUCAUACAAUUGUUAACGUAUUCCAUGUGAUUUCCUAAUCCUUGGAGUGGAUGUGUUGGGGGGGGG